AUGAUCCUAGGUGAUAGGCACCAACCACAAAUAUCCGAAUUUGUCGAGUUCCUACGGUGUCAUGUGCGGUCCGCCGAAGCUCGAUCGGGAUUCUAUUCUUCGAUCAGCCCAAGUGCCGGACAUUCUGCGGCAGGAUGUCGUUCAAAACAUACUUGCCAGUCGUGUCAGAAACAACAUCACUCACUACUACACUUCCCAGUAAACACACCAACAUCGAUGCUUGUCGCCACUAAAAAACUCCAACCUGUACUAUUGUCGACGUUGAUCGUCAAUGUAUCAACAGCGGACAAUCAAACACAUACACUUCGGGCACUCUUGGAUACAGGAGCCCAGGUUAGUUUCAUUACGAAACAAAGUGUAGAUCGUCUUUCGUUAACUCGUCGGCACUGUUCAACACAAGUCAAUGCUUUUUCGGGUGCAUCAAUCAAUGUAGUAUCCGGUAUUACAUCCAUCGUCAUGUCACCAGUAGGAAAACAAGAACCACUCGAUGUAUUUAUUGUGUUAAAUAUAACAGAUUCUUUACCUCAAACCACAUUCACAUUUACGGAGUGGCCUCAUCUCAGUCAGUUAGAGUUGGCAGACCCAACUUUCAACAUUCAAGGGUCAAUCGAUAUUUUGCUGGGCGCAGACAUUGCUCCAGCUAUCCUCACCGGUAGUCGUAUUGCAGGACAUCAGUCACAUCCAAUAGCUUUUGGUACCGUCUUUGGGUGGGUUCUGAUGGGACCAGCCGCACCACUAACCAAUAAUACAUUAACAUCGAUGUUAGUCAACACUGAAACUGCACUCGAACAGUCACUCAAGAACUUUUGGGAAAUUGAAGAGCCACCUCACGUGCAACACUUAAGUCCUGACGAAAUACAAGCUGAAGAUAUAUUCACAACUUCCGUCAAACGUUUGGAAUCUGGGAAAUUCAGCGUUGCACUACCAUUUAAACAGCCACGCCCGAUCUUGGGAGAGUCCAAAGUCACGGCACUCAAGCGACUUCAUUAUUUGGAACAUCGAUUAUCACUAGAUAAAGGUCUCUCACAACAAUAUACCGACUUUAUGAGAGAUUAUCUUACAAGUGAACAUAUGGAGGUUGUUUCCACCAACCAACGGAUGACUCCAUAUUGCUUCUAUAUUCCACACCAUUGUAUCUUACGUCCAGAAAGUCAUACAACCAAACUGAGCGUAGUCUUUGACGCAUCCGCUACGACUACCACUGGACAAUCACUAACCGGAAAUUUAUACACAGGUCGUAAGCUACAACAGGACCUACCGCAAAUUCUGAUUCGUGCUCGAAUCCACAAGAUCUUAUUUACUGCAGACAUUAAACAAAUGUACCGGCAAAUUGAAAUCCACUCAGAAGACAGAGAUUAUCUGAGGAUUCUAUGGCGUUUUGAAUACAACCAGCUAAUUGAGGAAUAUCGCUUACGUACUGUUACCUACGGUACCUCUUGUGCUCCUCAUCAGGCUCUCCGAACAUUACAAUAUUUAGCAAAAAUUGAAGAAACCACAUAUUCAUUGGCUGCUCAGAUUAUUAUGCAAGAUACCUUCGUUGACGAUACCCUCACAGGAGCCAAUACUUUAGAGGAGGCUCUUCGUCGACAAAACCAAGUAAUAUCACUAUGUGCCCGUGGCCAUUUCAAGCUGCAUAAAUGGGCCAGUAAUUCCUCCGGUAUAUUACAAGCUGUAUCGGUCACCGACCGCUCUAUGUCUGCUGACGUCUUGUUCAACGACGAGUUAGAAGCUGGAUUAAAAAUUCUCGGCAUGCGAUGGGAUCCAAAACAAGACCAUUUUUCUUAUACCUUUCAUUGUCAAAGCAUAAAAUUAUCUAAGCGCUCGAUCCUCUCGGCUUACUUGCCGUCACUUCCCGUCACCUUUUUGGCAAAACAUCUCAUGCAGUUGCUGUGGACAUCUGGGGUCGGCUGGGACGAUCCAAUUCCAGAACAAGUGCUAACCAUGUGGCAACGAUAUCAACAGGAACUUCAAUAUCUACAGCAUUUAAAGAUCCCACGCCGGAUUACCAUGGAUGGAGAUGUAAAAUACGAACUCCAUGCUUUUUCAGAUAGCUCCGAAAAGGGUUAUGCAGCAGCUGUAUAUAUCUACGCUGUGAUACCCAACAUUAUAAAACCAUCACCAGCUGAACUCAGUCACGCACUCGAAAUAAUCAUACUUGCCGUACAUAAGCAGACCUUUAGUGAUGAGCUCAUCCGGCUCCGGGAUCCAAAUCAUAAGAGUAAAAGUAAAUUGCGAGUUCUCAAUCCAUUUAUUGAUGAACGUAGAAUUCUUCGAGUCGGAGGUCGGUUGGUUCACGCAGACAUUCCUUACGAACUAAAACAUCCGAUACUCUUACCCCGGUCGCAUUGA
Messenger RNA from Rhopalosiphum padi (bird cherry-oat aphid), 2349 nucleotides. RefSeq lists its product as uncharacterized. Gene Ontology annotation, molecular function: aspartic-type endopeptidase activity. The record is from RefSeq and is a predicted model, not a curated record. The coding region runs from base 1 to 2349 and encodes 782 amino acids. The transcript is spliced from 3 exons. Lineage: Eukaryota; Metazoa; Arthropoda; Insecta; Hemiptera; Aphididae. Gene Ontology annotation, biological process: proteolysis.